GUGUUUCUAAACCACUUCCUGCCACUGCUUUGUGCAGGGAGGUGGGGGCUCAUCUCCAGCAGUGUUAAAUUUCCCUCAGUUUGGUGAGGACACUCCCAGCACUCCCCAGUCCUGGGCUCGGCCAGCCUGUGUCCAUGCAACAGCCUCUGGAACCAGGAAACUCUGUGCAGGGAGCAUCUACACUGCAUCUGGGAACACGCCUCCCAGCCUGGUCCGUUUCCUGAUGAUGCAAGAAACUCUCCAGCCUUUCUGGGAAUUUCAGCCUGGCACACGGGAAGACCCUUCUGGUUGGCUGCCUUUCCACCUCCUGGGGACGAGCAGCCAAUCAAGGCUGCUGCAAAGGCAGCUGGAGCUCCUCCCCUCCUCUCCAGAGCUGUGUCUGGGUGAUGGAGGGGCAGGGGGAGCAGCCAACAACAUCCUUGCAGGAGGGGAAGGAAUGAAAAGAGUCCCCCUCCCUCCCCCAUCCUUGCAGCUGGGAAGGGUGAAGAGGAGCAGGCCUGGGAGAGGGUGUGAAGAACCCCUGGUACUAGAGGAGGAGCAGAGGUUGGGGUUGGAGAGCACAGAAUUAAUGCAUGAGAAUGGGGGAGAAGCUCUGGAGACACCUCUGAGUCCCAUCCCUCUCCCCCCCCCGCCACAGCAGCAGACCCACCUUUCACUGGAACCUGCCCAGAAAGGCAGGAGCUGUGCACUGCAGCUGCUGAGCGUGAGCAGCAGGAGUAGUGCAGAGGGAGGAGAUGUCUGCGGGCUCUGGCACCGGAAAUCCCCGUGGGUUACAGCUGCAGCGAUGCUAACCCCCUGGGCACAGCCAGAGCUGCUGCUUCAGCAAGACAAGCUGUGGGGGGGGGGGUCUCCACCAAGGCUGGGGAAAUGAAGCAGUAAGACUGGUGCCAUCAGGAUCGGGGCAGGAGACAUUGCCUGGAUCCAGUCUGGAGCAGCUGCAACCAGCGUGGGCAUCUGCCCUGAAUCCAGAGUCACUCCAGUCUGGGAUCAAGGAUCUUUCAUCGUAGGAGAAAAUCGUGUUUCCCGCCCAUGGGCUCCUCCUGCUGUAACUGCAGUGACUUUUCAGGUCUGGGGCAUGUGCAAGGCACUGGUGCCAUGUGGGGGCUUGUCGGGGCACUGGUCCUGUCACACCUGGUAUCCCUGUUGUGGAAUAUUGUCUGCUGCGUGAGGCACACGGCACACAGAGAUGAGUCCAGGAAGCUCUUGCCUCUGUUCAGCAGAAGUGUGAAGCAUGUGACUGAGGAGAUUCCAGUCUAUGGAAACAUCAGUUACCUGCAGACAGGGCAAAGUUCUGGGUUUGAAAGCUCAGUGGUGCCAGAGUCCCAGGAAGAGCAGGAAUCCAGCCCCAAGAAGCCUACGUGCUACGCCAACCUCAAGAUGCUGAAACCCCAAGGCCGGCAGCUGCCAGAAUCAUCAGUGGGGGGUGCUGAGAUCCAGUACACAGAUGUGGUGGUGACGGGGCCCAGGCGGUCAGAGCCAGAGAUUUGGGGCGGGGGGCCCCUGAAGGGCAGAGAGGCUACUCGGCCGCAGUCAGAGCUUUACGCGUCUGUGCACGCAGACAGGUACACAGCGAAGUUUGAGAACCAAGACUACGCGAACAACCAUGCGGUUCCCAGCUGAAGGGUGGGGGGCUAACGGGGUUCUGUGUGCAUGAUCCAUAGCAAUAAAUACAAGCUUCACU
Messenger RNA from Trachemys scripta elegans, 1681 nucleotides. RefSeq names its product signaling threshold regulating transmembrane adaptor 1 (gene SIT1). Gene Ontology annotation, biological process: signal transduction; T cell homeostasis; regulation of T cell activation. The record is from RefSeq and is a predicted model, not a curated record. Bases 1030 to 1620 code for a protein of 196 amino acids. The transcript has 7 exons. NCBI's taxonomy places the organism in Eukaryota, Metazoa, Chordata, Testudines, Emydidae. Gene Ontology annotation, cellular component: plasma membrane. Gene Ontology annotation, molecular function: kinase binding.